AUGCCAGCAGCUUUCUCCAAUGCUUCCCGAUGUCACUGCUCCUCCAGACGCGCCCUUCUGGCGGGAGGGGCUGCGGCGGCUGCGGCAUUGCCAAUGCUGACUGCAGUGAUGGCGACGGCGCUGCUGGGCCGCCCCGUCGGUGCAGCGGCGGCUGAGGGGACCAUCGCGAAGUACGAGCCCAUGGAUGCCCUCAAGGGCAAGGAUUACGGCAAACCGCGAAUGACGUACAAGGACUACACCACGACAUCCAGCGGUCUCCAAUUUCAGGUCGGGUAUACGAUUGGGUACUAUGGACGGCCGUUCGAGGCGCGGAACAAGCCCAAGGGCAGUUCCUUUACGGGUGACAACAAGGACUUUUUCCGGUUCGUGCUGGGGGACGGCAAAGUCAUCCCCGCGUUCGAGGAGGCGGUGGCGUCUAUGAGGCCUGGUGGCAUCCGGCGCAUCAUUGUGCCUGUGGAGCUGGGCUACCCGGAGAACGACUGGCGGCGCCUGGGCCCCAAGCCCACCACCUUUGCCGGUGACCGUGCCCUUGACUUCGUGUUGGCGAAUAAAGGUAUGAUUGACAAGACGCUGCUAUUCGACGUGGAGCUGGUGCGAGUGCUGCCGCAGCCACGGAACUGA
Messenger RNA from Volvox carteri f. nagariensis, 621 nucleotides. RefSeq lists its product as uncharacterized. Gene Ontology annotation, molecular function: peptidyl-prolyl cis-trans isomerase activity. Gene Ontology annotation, cellular component: thylakoid; chloroplast. The transcript has 6 exons. The coding region runs from base 1 to 621 and encodes 206 amino acids. The record is from RefSeq and is a predicted model, not a curated record. Lineage: Eukaryota; Viridiplantae; Chlorophyta; Chlorophyceae; Chlamydomonadales; Volvocaceae.